Molecule: messenger RNA, 1292 nt
Organism: Platichthys flesus (European flounder)
Lineage: Eukaryota; Metazoa; Chordata; Actinopteri; Pleuronectiformes; Pleuronectidae
Exons: 5
Coding region: 527-880 (117 amino acids)
Biological process (GO): autophagosome assembly; cellular response to nitrogen starvation; macroautophagy
Cellular component (GO): cytosol; autophagosome; autophagosome membrane
Molecular function (GO): ubiquitin protein ligase binding; GABA receptor binding
Source: RefSeq, a predicted model, not a curated record
ACGUCUUGUUAGCAUCAGCCGUUAGCACUAGCGUCUUUUAGCCGAUUUCGUAUCUAUUUCUCGCAACCAGCGAUGUGUAUUGUGUUCCGUGUGCGUGGAUGAUGCAGGUGCACGUGCUUGUGUAUUUGUUGUGUUUGAUUUCACAUAAUUCACCGAUUUUAAAGCAGGUUAGCUGACCUCAGGACUGCUGCAUUUAAACGGUGACGUGGCCUCACAUGACGACGAUCCCAAUCAUAACAACCCCGUGUCAUCGUGACCACAGCAGCCCGAUUUAAACACGGUCUCCGCCGCCAGAGACUGAUCCUGAAGGGAUAUUGUGUGGAUGUUUCUGUUGUUGUUGUGUCGUUUGCUUCAUUGUUAGAUGUUGUUUACUCCCAUCAGAGCGAGUAGUAAACAGUGUCCCGCUGUUGAACAGGGUGAUUCUGGACCUCUUCUGAUAGGAGAGGAUCUGUAACUGAGCCAUGAGGAUCACGUGUUUGGCAGCAUGGAAUGGACAUAAUGGUGUUUUACAUAUAAUGAUGUUCAUAUGGCUAGUCAGUAUCAGCGCACAGUACCCCUAGAGGUGAGGAGAGCAGAGGGAGAGAGAGUUCGGGCCAAACACCCUGACAAGAUCCCAAUCAUUGUGGAGCGGGCCUCGAGGUCACGGGCCCCUGAACUGGACAAGAAGAAAUACCUAGUGCCCUCAGAUCUAACAGUGGGUCAGUUGUGCUUCCUCAUCCGCCAGCGUGUCUCUUUGAGACCAGAGGAAGCGCUCUUCUUCUUCGUCAACAACUCCCUUCCCCCAUCCAGCUCCCCUCUCUCUGCUGUAUAUGAGGAGCACCAUGACGAGGACCUGUUUCUCUACAUGACCUACAGUAAUGAGAGCGUGUACGGUGCCUGAGGGAGGACAAAAGACUGAGAAAGAGACAGAGCCAAAGAGAAGAUGUGACCAUCUGAGGAAUGGACUUAAGGCCACUUGUAUUGUUUCACUAUCACUAUAACUCUAUGAUAUUUAGAUCAACAGUAACUACAGUACAUGGUGGAAGAAAGACAUUUUCCUUUAUCAGUAUUUUGGGGUGGAGCAUCAUGUGUUUUGUUAAACUUCAAGCUAUGUCGACAGCUGAUGUGGUGAAAGAAGAAAGAAGUUUGAAAAAAAAAAGAAAAGACAAAGGCAUAUAAAAGUUAUUAUAAAUAUGUUGAGAGCUCUCGUUAUCUUUCUCAGUUACCUGUAUUUAAUGCAAAUAGUAUUUUGUUUCUUUUGUAAAUUAAUGUUGAACUUUUGUGAAAAAUAAAGGGGAAAAUACAAAAAAAAA